Messenger RNA from Corythoichthys intestinalis (scribbled pipefish), 3255 nucleotides. RefSeq names its product oocyte zinc finger protein XlCOF22-like. The transcript has 4 exons. Gene Ontology annotation, cellular component: nucleus. The coding region runs from base 105 to 2195 and encodes 696 amino acids. Gene Ontology annotation, biological process: regulation of transcription by RNA polymerase II. Lineage: Eukaryota; Metazoa; Chordata; Actinopteri; Syngnathiformes; Syngnathidae. Gene Ontology annotation, molecular function: RNA polymerase II cis-regulatory region sequence-specific DNA binding; DNA-binding transcription factor activity, RNA polymerase II-specific. The record is from RefSeq and is a predicted model, not a curated record.
AGUGCAACUACGUCUGGAGCUAGCAUAGCAGUGCAUCUUUUGACAGACGAUAGAGAAUUUGUGCUCUUGUGUGCUCGUCCAACUGGCCACACUGCAGCAUCAAAAUGUUGAAAGUGUUGGUAAGGGAGCGACUCAUUGCGGCUGCCGACGAAAUCUUUGGACUAUUCGCUGAUACGAUAAGGUCGUACGAAGAGCAACUUUGUCGAGCGAGAGAGGAGAGCGAGCGACACCGACGACGACUCGAAGCUGUUUGCAAGGCUCAAGUUGUCAUACGCGUCGAAGAUGUUGAGCAACUGAUCGGUCGUCAGGACGAUCUUUCUCCUCAGCCGCAGUGGGGUAGCCCAUCUUUAAAGCAGGACCAUCCACAGCCAUCACGUGUUAAAGUGGAAGAGGAAGAAGCUGGAGUCUGCAACUUGCCACUGAAUGGUUUCUCUGUAGAGAGUAAGGUUAACCAACAUGAAUCAUCAAAUUGGUCAAAGUGUUUUCGUCAUAGUCCAAACGGAGACACUUCUGGAGGACCGCCACCUGACAACUACUUGCCUAUGCUGCCAAAUAGUGAUGACACUGAAGAACCUUUGAGGAGUGACACAGACUGUGCAGACUUGCAGAAGCUGAUUGGUCAUCCUGAAGAACUUUCGUCUCAGCAGCUGUGGGGCAGCUCCCGUUUUGAGCUGGAAGAUCUUAAGCACCCCAUAUUUGAAACUGAAGAGGAGACCGAUGUCGACGCUGAGAUCCUGAUUGGUCAUGUCAAAGAGGAAGCGAAGGAUACUCAGCCUUGCCACAUCAAGGAGGAAGAGGACAUGGAAGACAAUUUCCCAAAGUUGCCACUGACUAUCGUCGUCACGAAGAGCGAAUAUGCUGAAGACGACACCGCCGAUUCGUCGCAGCUUGAUCGGAGCAGCUCUCUACAGCAUGUGACUAAAAAAGAACUUCCCUCUGAGUCGCAAGGUGGGGGGUCCAUUUUUGAGCAGGAGGACCUGAAAGCCCCCAACAUGAAGGAGGAAGAAAAGGAGGCUGAUAUCAGCGAAUUACCACUGACUGGUGUCGUUGUGAAGAGUGAAUACGAGCAAAAUGAAACACCCGAGCGGUCACAGCUUCAUCGUUUCAGUCCAAGUGAAGCCCUCAGUGGAGGACCACCACCUGAAAACGUGUUGGCUCCGCUGUCGGACAGUUACGCCUCAGACUCUGAUAUCGAUGCCAAACAGUUGAAAUGCUCUGAAAAGGACACAACUCUUGACAACGAGGGAACUUUUCAAACACGUAAAAAGCAUUUUACUUGCUCAGUUUGUGUUCAAAGUUUUCCAAAUAAAACAUCACUAGUCAGACACGUGAGAAUACACAAAAUAAAGAAAAACUUUAGUUGCCCACACUGCGGUAGAGAAUUUUCUCAAAAGGGAUCAAUGCUAGAACAUGUGAGAACACACACGGGAGAAAAGCCAUUUAGUUGCUUUACUUGCAAUAAAACAUUCUCUCAAAAAGGAAGUAUGCAAGCUCACAUGAGAAUGCACACAGGAGAAAAACCGUUUAAAUGCUCACACUGUGGAAAACAUUUUGCUCAAAGGGGAACGAUGCUAGGACAUGUGAGAAUACACACAGGAGAAAAACCCUUUAGUUGCUCAUUCUGCAGCAAAACUUUCCCUCAGAAAGGAAGUAUGCUAUCUCACAUGAGAAAACACACGGGAGAAAAACCCUUUAGCUGCUCAACUUGCGGUCGAACUUUCUCUCACAGGGCAGCUAUGGUAACGCAUAUGAGGAGACACACUGGAGAAAAACCUUUCAGUUGCUCCACUUGUGGUAAAAUCUUCUCUCAAAAGCCACAUCUGGUAUCGCACGUGAGAACACACACAGGGGAAAAACCCUAUAGCUGCUCAACUUGUGGUAAACUUUUCUCUCAAAAAGCACAUCUGGCGACACACACGAGAACACACACGGGAGAAAAAGGUUUCACUUGCUCUAUUUGCGCUAAAACAUUCUCUCAAAAAAGAAGUAUGCAAUCCCAUAUGAGCAAACACACAGGACAAAAAUGCUAUUGUUGUUCAAGUUGUGGUAAAACAUUCUCUCAAAUGGAGCAUGUGGUGACACAUAUGAGUAAACACACAGGAAUACCCUUUAGUUGCCCGGAGUGUGGGGAAAGUUAUGCUCAAAGGGCAAGUUUGUUUGAACACAUGCAGAAACACAACAUGGAGAGCCAAUAAAUGUCUUCCUCUCUAGCUGUUAUUGGGGCUGUCAUGAGAUUUUGAGGCAACCAUGUAAUUCUACAAGAUAAACGUAAUACAGUGGUACCUCUACUAAUGGGUUUAAAUUGUUCUGGAUGUAAUUUCUUAACUUGAAAAUUCUGUAAGUAGAGAAGCGUUUUCCAUGUAAAUACCCUAAUCCAUUCCAAGCACCCCCAAAUUCAGACACAAAAUUUUUAUAAUGUGUAAAAAUGUAUCAAAACUUGUAACAAAUACAAUAUAAGUAUGUUAGGUUCAAUAAAUUCUGGGAGCUGCGAGUACCAGCCAUACUGUAUUUUUGCCUAUAUUAUCCUGAAAUUUCUUUCUUAACAAGAGGCAAUAUUUUCCCAUUGAGGCGUGCCUUUACCUAAAAUUCUGUAUAUAGAAUAGAGACAUUCUUAAGUAGAGGUAUCACUGUACUACAAAUUUGAUUGUUUUGAAAAUGUUAGCAUUACAUGUAACCAUUGUGUAAACCGUACUCUUUUUAAAAAAACAAUUUAUUUUGUAAAAAAAGAAUAUUUUAAAAAUUGGAUGUUAACCUUUGCAGACUAUUUUUUUCACACAAAAAUACACAGGGACCGUGUGCUUACUGGGACCGUGUGCUUUGGUCAGAUGAGACCAAGAUUUGAGCUUUUUGGCAACAAACACUCUAAGUGGGUCUGGUGUGCCACGAAAGAUGCGCAUGCUGAAAAGCACCUCAUACCUACUGUGAAGUAUUGGGGUGGGCCAGUGAUUCUUUGGGGCUGUUUUCGCUUCCAAAGGCCCUGGGAACCUUGUUAGGGUGCGUGGCAUCAUGAAUGCUUUGAAAUACAAGGACAUUUUAAAUCAAAAUCUGUUGCCCUCUGCCCGAGAGCUGAAGAUGGGUCGUCACUGGGUCUUUCAGCAAGACAAUGCCCCUUAACAUAUGGCCAAAUCUACACAGAAAUGGUUCACCGGACACAAAAUCAAGCUCCUCCCAUGGCCAUCUCAGUCCCCAGACCUUGUUUUGUUGGCGAAAGGGGAUUGUACAAAGCAUUAACACCAGGGUUGCUAAUAAUUGUGA